UAUGCGGAGAUACAGAGGGGGGAGACAGUGGGAGAGAGUUUUCCCUUGCAGGCUGCUGCUGCUUGCUGUGCCAAUGCACAAACAGUACCUGCCGUGGGAUAGGUCUCCACAAAUUGAGGCUGCGCUUGACACGAUCAUGCGAUUGAAUGACGAGCGCGUCAUGCUCGUCUUCCUCCUCUCCUGCUCGGUGCGAUCAGUGGCUCUGUGUUCCGCAAUCCCCUGGGAUACUGUACCGCCCUCGAUGAGUCUGCUAUCAGCGUUUAGCUCACACUGAAUGGCUUCCCAGAGCAAGGAAAAGCCGGGAGAGAGAGAUCUGUGUCUCUUUCUUUAAACCAGCGCCCUGCAUCAACUUCCCAGCGAGGGGGUGAGUGUCUGUCUGUCGCUGUGUGUGAAGCGUCCUGCCGGGGUCGUCUGAGGAUUCACCGGCUGCUGCUGCUGCUGCUGCUGCGGUGGAGGAGAAGCAGGAGGAGGGGGAGGGUGGAAAGGAGAGUGAGGGGUAUGUGCCGGUGUCCUUAGUUAACACCGUGGAGUAGGGUUGAUGAUGAACGGUCCAGUAGGUACGGGACAAUAAAAGUUUGGGAAGUAGGCUGCUCAUUUAGGGGACGGGUCCAAGUUCUUAAUCUCAACCCAACCUUUAGAAAACACACUAAAGUAUAGCAUGUAUAACCAACGAGUGUAAGGUUUGUAGUUUAAUUUCCUCUCCAAAUAUGCGAAAAUGCAAUGGCAGUCAGUUUUUUUUGGCACGGUAACUCGUUCGUAAAGAAUUGUGCCUUGUUGUGCUCCCACCCCCCCGCUCCGUGCCGCACUGGUUCCGUCUGGCUCGCCCUCAGCUGCUGCGUGUCCUGGGAUGACCUGUUGAUGUCGGUAGAAUGGAGAAUGGCAGGGGGAGCGAUUUCCCCCAUCACCAAAAUAUUUAAAUAAGCAACAUUUUGGGCUUGACAACCGGCGUCGCAGCACAGCUACCUCGUCCGCACAGGCAACCUUUUGGUGGUGUGCGUAGGCGCACCAUGGCCCAGACCCUCCAGAUGGCGAUCCCAAACUUUGGCAACAAUGUUUUAGAGUGUCUGAACGAACAGCGACUGCAGGGCCUUUACUGCGAUGUCUCCGUGGUGGUCAAGGGCCAUGCCUUCAAGGCCCAUCGAGCUGUGCUGGCUGCUAGCAGUUCUUAUUUCCGUGACCUUUUCAGCAGCAGCAAUAACGGCAGUGGGAGCAGCAAUGAUUCAAGCCCGACUGUAGUGGAGCUCCCUUCGGCUGUGCAGCCCCAGAGCUUCCAGCAGAUCUUGUCUUUCUGCUACACAGGCCGUCUCAGCAUGACGGUGGGGGACCAGUUCCUGCUCAUGUACACGGCCGGCUUCCUGCAGAUCCAACAGAUCAUGGAAAAAGGCACGGAGUUCUUUCUCAAGGUCUCCUCCCCGAGCUGCGACUCCCAGGGUCUUCACGCUGAGGAGGCCCCCCCCUCUGAGCCUCAGAGCCCUGUGACGCAGACCAGUAACAGUGCAGGCCGGCCUGCCUCCUGCCUGACGCCACUGCCUCUGGUGUCCCGGGUGAAGACGGAGCAGCCAGCCAGCCAGCCGGAAGCUGCCACCCCUUACUCUGUGGUCUGCACCCCUGUGGCCAAGCGGUUGUGGGAGGGCGGCAGCAGCGGGGUAGGCUCAGGGGGAGGAGGCGGGGCUAGGAAAGCAGCCCGUUAUUCCCAGGAGGCAUUGCGGGGUAGUGCCAUUCAGAGCCCCGGAGCCCUUGGACUGGCUAUGGGUGUGGGGGCCAACGCAACCAGCCUGGCCGGCAUGGUGGCCGGCACUGGCACCAAUGGCAACUACGCAGCAGGCCUCGGCGUGUCAGAGGGCGCCAGUCCCGGCACCCUCAGCACCUACGCCAGCGACUCCCCCAUCAGCUACCACGACGAUGAAGAAGAGGAAGAGCCGACGGAUGAAUGUGCUGAAGAGCAGUAUAGGCAAAUCUGCAACAUGUACACCAUGUACAGCAUGCUCAACAUGGGCGCCGCAGCAGCUGGUGAGCGUGUUGAGGCUCUACCAGACCACACAGAGACACGGGGUCGGAUGCGAGGCAGAGACCUCACAUGUCUGCCCGCAGAACUCGUCGCUCAGAUAGGCAACCGCUGUCAUCCCAAACUGUACGAGGAAGGAGACCCUGCCGAGAAACUAGAGUUAGUCUCAGGUACUUCUGUGUAUAUAUCGCGAGCCCAGCUAAUGAACUGUCACGUGAGCGCAGGGACCAGACACAAGGUGCUGCUGAGGAGGCUGCUGGCCGCCUUCUUUGACAGGAACACUCUGGCUAACAGCUGUGGAACCGGCAUCCGCUCAUCCACCAACGACCCAAGCCGCAAGCCGCUGGACAACAGAGUUCUGCACGCGGUCAAAUUUUAUUGCCAGAACUUUGCCACCAGCUUCAAAGAGAGCGAGAUGAAUGCCAUCGCAGCGGACAUGUGCACCAACGCCCGCCGCGUGGUGCGUAAGAGCUGGAUCCCCAAGCUGAAACUACUGAUGGCCGAGAGCGACGCCUACACUGCUUUCCUUCCCGACGGGGUCAAGAUGGAGGACGACACCUUGGGGGCGGAGCCAGCCUUCGACCCAACCUCCCUGGAGGCUGCUGGCGGGGCCGGCAUGGAGUCAGGUGGCUCUUCAGGUGAAUCGCUACCAGGUGUAGGUGGGGAAGGAGGAGCAUUAUUUUGAACUUUGUGUCUGGGGAUAGUUGAGAUUUGGUGACACACAUACCAGUAUUCCCCAGUUUUGCUUGCCUCCUCACUCUUUGGCCCACGCUGAUCUCUCACAUCUGACUGUCUAUACUACACUGCUGGGGUCAACAGCUGUGACCCCGAUGUAACCUGGACAUGAACACUUAUUUGCUUUAAGACUGUACAAUGAAGGUAGUUGAGGAAAGGGAGAGAGUGAGAGGCUUUUCUCCAAACUGUCCUCUGCCUCCCCUUGUCUUUUUAAGGUGUGUAUGCGCAUCCACUGUUUAAUAUUAAAUACAUUCCCUGAAAUGAAGGUGAUUGGUGGGUUACUAUUGCAGAGGUGCAAGGAUGGCUGUAAGGACAGGUUCGGAGUAGACCACUCCAUAUUCCAGCCUAGGAGAAGGAACUAAAAAAUGAAAUAGAACCAAUAAUAUCAUUUAACACUACCUGUUUUUCCUCCCCCUGCUCCUUCCAAUCAUCACCCUGCAACUGUUCUUCGCCACAUCACAUUUCUCGAGACCUAGAGAAUCUCACUGAGUGUUUCACUGUGCAGUGUCUUAUAGAAAUGUCAUCUUCCUCUUCUUCUGUUUCCUAAUAUUGUAGCAUGUUUCUCUGUCUAUGAACUGAAUACGUGAUCCAGAGAGAAGGUGAACGCUUUUUACUGAGAUGAUUGUAAAGAGAAUUUAAAGGGCAAAAGGUUAUAAAAUAUGGUCAUAUUUUUAGAAGACAAACUAUAUUUAUACAAGUGCUCAUGCCUAGAGCGGCGUGAGCAAAAGAGAGUGAGAGGGAUUGUUUUAAAAUCUCGAUCUUCAUGUUUAAUUGAAAGAGGUCUUGUCAAAUAAGGAAAGUGCUAUUUUUGCAUAAAAAAGGAGUCUAAUAAAGCAGUCUUAUCAUAAGACACAUAGUCAUUUAUUUUUAUCUUUAUUUGACAGUGCAGAGAGAUGGAAUGAGCAGUUGAACUGCUAAAUAUGAAGCAUUUCAUCUUCUUUUCAUGAGCUUAAAAGGAAUAAUAAGACUGAUUCAGCUGGCUUGACUGUUGUCUAAGAGAACAAUUUCUAGUUAAGUUGUGAACCUGAAACGUUUGCCUCCUUCGAUAAAACUUUAGCCCACAAUUUUGACGAUUACCUGAAGAAAAAUAAAGGUUAUAUUAAUGUGACAACUCGGCCAGUAUUGAUAUUUUUGAAAAGGAAAAAGAAGUGCUGACAACUGCAAAAGUGGCAGGGAAUAAUUACAGAGAAUAGGUAUGUGCCUUUUAAUUCAAAUCCGUGAGCAGAAGCCUGGUGGGUACAGUGAUGUCAUGAGGAGGCAACAAUGCUUGAAGCAAAUGGUUGUAUGGUACGAUCCACGUGUGCAGAAACAGUUAUUUGGGUAAGAAGGAGAGCCUGUAUUGCGCGGCGGUGUCUUUUCAGUCUGUAGUUUAUUCAUGUAUCUAAUGCGCCACCUCUUUACGAUGGAAAUUGGAAAUGGCUGACAGUUUUAUUUUAGAGUUUGAAAUGAUUUUGCACCUUAACGAGAAGAACCAGCGGUUCAUGCACCUUUUAUGAGAAAUGUUGUGUUGCAAUUGAACCCCUUUUGAUGGAAUUUGUCUUUUUGUUUUCCAUGUCUGCCUGCGUUUUUUGUUUAGAAAUUGGCACAAAUUCCAACUGUAAAUAAUCAAAACGACUGUUGAGUUCAACCCCAAGUGUUCUUCCUUUCUGUUGCUGGAUGCAUCUGAUUGUGAAAUGUUAAAAACGUACCUUUUUUCUGUAUGUGAAAGUUUGUAUUUGCUUGUUGAAUGGCCUGUUAUGGGUCAGCAUGGGGGGUUCAGUGUUCCUGUUGCAGUUGGAUAUAAAAGUUAUGGGAAUGCUCUCACAGAUGACUGAUUACUUUCUGCUUCUGGCGGGGCAUUUCUAAAAAGGGUUUUAUUUUUCUGAAGACAGCAACAGGGUAAAAAACAGGAAGGAAUUUAUUAUUUUUUAUGACAAGCAGUUGAUGCAAUCUUUUAGGGGAAAAAAACAAGAAGCAAGCUUAGCGUAUUUUCAUUGAGUCAAUUAUAAGGAUGGGUUUAAUGAAAUAUUCAACUUGGUGGUUUAUGGAAAGAACAAAAAUCCAGUACCUCGUAUUCUGUAAUUAAGGGUAAUGACAACAAAACCUCAGUAAGCUCUGCAUCUGACUGUAGAUGCCCCCCUCCCCUACGUACCUCCACAGUAUACUCAAAGACUGUCGUGCUUCCUGUCCUUCAUGCAGCUGGUGUCGAGUUUCACUUCCACAAGUUUGUUUAUCUGUUUCGGAGAGGGACAAAGCAGUGGUUUCAGGUGGUUGAAUCCAAAUUUGAAAAUGUUUGUUUAAUUUGCUGAGUGGCUUUUAACUGUGCGACUUUUACAGUUCACCUCAAACUACUUCUCGAUGUCUUUCCAUACAUUUUUUUAUAUUAUGACACUACCUAAAUCAGUGUAUGUAACUCGCCGUAACCCGGAAAUAGUUUCAUGAUGUGUUGCUGUUAAUCUGUGGUUUCAAAUUAAAAAAUAUCCACAUUUUCAAAAUAAAUUCUCUAAAGUACCAGCUCUCUAGACACAUGCUUAAAAAGUUAAGGACCAAGAGAAAUGCCACUCACUGAGACAUCUGGAUUUAAUUCCUUGAAUUUAAUUUCCUAUAUAACAAAAACGUUUUUUUAAAUAAUAGCUCUUUGGUACCAAAUCUGUCAAUGUUCCUGCCUAAAGAAAAUCGGUAUGACAAAAGCCUAAUCGAUGUUAAAAUGUCUAAAUGCAGUUCCAUUGUUAAGAGUUAUUGGUAAAAGGUGAGUGCCAUUGACACACUUGAAGACAAAUGUAACAUAAACAAAGAUUUAAUGAGGAAUAUUUCAAAAUAAAAAGUUUCAAAGACAGAAACAACUUGGAUAAGUUUCUUGCAGUAACCCUGUUACACGGUGACACACUGAACGACUCUCACUCUAUUUUGAGUCACUAACUACAGUUGAAAUAUCACCACUGAAUCAGUAUUGACUCUUAGGAAGCUUUGUUAGUCUGUUUACGCACAGCAACCCAGUCCACAUAGAAUAUCCUGCUAUUGCGCCUCAUGAGCCUAGAGUAGAGUUAACUUUGGUUACAGGACUUAUCAGGGGUUUUUACCUAUAGUGAAUGUUCUCUGAUCUCCAAAAAGUCCCUCGACCACAACGUACUUCAUCUGCAAGAGCUGUGCUUGUGUUUCACCUUCUGUGCAUUUGAGAAUUGAAAGAUUUCAUGCUUCGUUUUUUUGCCUACGUUCUCAGCAAAUCGUAAUUUCAAAGUUUGUGUUUACACUUCAAGAAACAUGUAGACCUACACACUUGAAUGGAUAAGGUGUGGCGUGGCACGGCACGGGGAACCUUUUGUCACUAAACAGUACAUAUAUAAAUAUGAUUAUACACAUGUAUAGGUAAAUACUGUAUAUUAUAUAUAGACACACACAUAGAGAUUGUUUGUUGUGCACUCGCAGCAUGAGGUAUAUAUUUACCCAGAAACGGCGCUUCUUCACAACCUGUGCAGUAAUUGGUCUGCCCAUGUCUUUGCCCCUGCUCCUCGCCCUGUGUAACCCUGUAGCGCCAGUGUACAUCCUGUACUUCUCAUCCUAUUUCUUUCUGUGUUCCAAGUGCCAAUAACUUUGUGAAAGCCCUGUAACUGUGACCCAACAUUAUCAAAGGUAAUUGCACAUUAACAACUGUAAGAUAAAUAAAUACAAAUCAUAGAGAAAAAUGUCAAAAUGGAUUAAAUAAUGAAUAUCUUAAUAAAAGAUUUGUAACAA
Eleginops maclovinus (Patagonian blennie) is the source of this 6451-nucleotide messenger RNA. RefSeq names its product nucleus accumbens associated 1, BEN and BTB (POZ) domain containing a (gene nacc1a). The transcript has 8 exons. The record is from RefSeq and is a predicted model, not a curated record. The coding region runs from base 1008 to 2690 and encodes 560 amino acids. Gene Ontology annotation, molecular function: DNA-binding transcription factor activity, RNA polymerase II-specific; RNA polymerase II cis-regulatory region sequence-specific DNA binding; protein binding. Lineage: Eukaryota; Metazoa; Chordata; Actinopteri; Perciformes; Eleginopidae. Gene Ontology annotation, biological process: regulation of transcription by RNA polymerase II.